GUGUAAUUGACUCACAAUUUACUGAUCAUUGCUUAUAUACUGAACUGAUUAUCACUUCACCAUAACUGACACCUAAACCAUAACCUCUGACAGACCUCUCAUUGAAGGCAAUGUCUUCUAAGCGCCAUCGAGACGACGAGGAAGAGGAUGGAGACAAUGGGAAACGGGUUUGUCGUUCACAUGCAUAUGACUCGCAUUCAGUGUCAUUGCGAUGGCCUUUCAACCAACUGAUGAAAGUGAGACCAAACAAAGUGAUGUCACGGAGUGUGGAUAUAUGCGAGAAGUGCUGCAGCUGUGUGGCGGUCAUGACCAUCAGUGAUGGCACACAAUUGUGUCACUUCUGUGAGCGACGUGUGCUCAACAAUCUCUUCACUCCUUCACCCGUUAAUAAAUAA
Messenger RNA from Oppiella nova, 395 nucleotides. Lineage: Eukaryota; Metazoa; Arthropoda; Arachnida; Sarcoptiformes; Oppiidae. The record is from the annotation of a GenBank genome assembly.